Molecule: messenger RNA, 5606 nt
Organism: Patella vulgata (common limpet)
Lineage: Eukaryota; Metazoa; Mollusca; Gastropoda; Patellidae
Product: ubiquilin-1
Exons: 15
Coding region: 50-1768 (572 amino acids)
Biological process (GO): ubiquitin-dependent protein catabolic process
Cellular component (GO): cytosol
Molecular function (GO): polyubiquitin modification-dependent protein binding
Source: RefSeq, a predicted model, not a curated record
AAAUCUUAACCGGAUAUUCCAUCUUUUAAUCGAGUGAUCACGAACCAACAUGGCGGACAACUCAGAAAAUUCUGGAUCUUCCCUUAUCAAAAUCAACGUUAAAACACCUAAGGAAAAACAUGAAAUUGAAAUUCGAUCUGACGGAGGCAUAAAAGAGUUAAAAGAAGAAGUCUCCAAAAAAUUUGGUGCACCAUUAGAACAAAUAUGCUUGAUAUUUGCUGGUAAAAUUUUAAAAGAUGGUGACACAUUGGCUCAACAUGGUAUUAAAGAUGGUUUAGUAGUACAUUUGGUAAUUAAGUCAGCCAACAGGACCCAAGCUACACCAUCAGCUGCUCCAACUGAGCCGACUUCUUCAGCUCCUUCUCCUCCAGCUGAUAUAGGGGCCUCUCCUUUUGGACUUGGUGGGCUUGGUGGACUGGCUGGCCUUGGUAAUCUGGGAAUGGGCUCUGCAAACUUUAUGGAAAUGCAGCAAAGAAUGCAGAGAGAGAUGAUGGGUAAUCCUGAGAUGUUGAGACAGAUGAUGGAUAAUCCCUUUGUUCAACAAAUGAUGUCUAAUCCUGAUGUGAUGAGACAACUUCUAAUGAAUAAUCCACAGAUGAGAGAUCUAAUGGAGAGAAAUCCAGAAAUUACCCACAUGUUGAAUAAUCCUGAAUUAAUGAGACAGACAAUGGAGUUGGCAAGGAAUCCAUCGAUGUUACAAGAAUUGAUGAGAACUCAAGAUAGGGCCAUGAGUAAUUUAGAGAGUAUUCCUGGUGGAUUUAAUGCCUUACAAAGAAUGUACCGAGAUGUACAGGAACCUAUGAUGAAUGCAGCCCAGGAAGGAUUUGGCACCAAUCCCUUUGCUUCAUUAGUUAAUCAAGAUGGAAGUAAUACAGAAUCAACUGAUAGUCAGAGAGGUAGAGAAAAUACGGCACCAUUACCAAAUCCGUGGGCUCCUGCUGGUUCACAGACAAACACUACUAGUAAUACAACUACUACAUCUACUACUCCAACAUCUAAUACCUCUCUUCCAAGCUUUACUCCUCAAGCUGGUGGACCUUUUGGAAUGUUUAAUACACCUGGAAUGCAGAGUUUGAUGCAGCAAAUGCAACAAAAUCCACAGAUGAUGGAGAAUAUGUUACAGGCACCAUACAUGCAGGCCAUGUUACAAACUAUGUCUACAAACCCUCAACUAUCUCAACAGAUUCUAGGAAGUAACCCCAUGUUUGCUGGCAACCCACAGUUACAAGAACAUUUUCAACAAUAUAUGCCUACACUAUUACAACAGAUGCAAAAUCCUGAAAUGCAGAGCAUGUUAACAAAUCCUAGAGCCAUGCAAGCUAUAAUGCAGAUACAACAAGGAAUGCAACAGUUGGCUCAAGAGGCUCCAGGAGUAGCACCAGGCAUGUUGGGAAUACCUCGUACAACGCCGCCAUCCGCAACAACUACAAGCACACCUACAUCACCUAGUACGACUACUGCUACUACAGAUACAACUGGUACUACACCAUCUACUGGUACUACACCAUCUACUACUACUACAACAUCUACUAUCCCCACGCCUCCAACACAACUCCCUGCCGGUGAUCAGUUUAAUAGUAUGAUGGCUCAGAUGAUGCAGAUGAUGGCAGCUGGACAAAUUAAUCAAGUACCUGAACAGAGAUAUUCCUCCCAGCUUGAACAAUUAGCAACAAUGGGUUUUGUGGAUAGAGAAGCAAAUAUUAGAGCAUUAACAGCUACACUAGGAGAUGUAAAUGCAGCCAUUGACCGAUUGCUCCAACAAAGAUAAUAUUGAUUAUUAUAGGAAAAAAUUGAAAUGAAAAAGACUUAUUUAAUGAUAAAAGACAUUAAAGUGUGUUGAAUAUUAUGGUAUAUAAUUAUGUGGAAAGAUAACAACAGAACAGAUAAAUCAACAAAUUGGAAUUACUGUCAAAGCCUCCAGAAAAAUUCAUCAUAUUUGUAUUUAUAUUAUUAAGUAACGGUGAUUGAUUAUUAUGAUGAAUUCUGUGUAAUUUUCUUUGUUAUGUAGUUUACAGAUGUAGAACAUUAUCCAUUUGUCUUUGCUUUGCUCAGUCAUCGGACAUUGAAAGCCACUAGCGAUUGUUUGUCAUCAAUUUAUUUCAAUAUUUACCUGUUAAAAAACAUUGAGAAAUCAUCAAUGACAUGUAUUAUUAAAUAUUUCAAAUUAUAGCAAUUGUUUUUAAUUCAUAAAAGAAAUGAUGUUUAAUCUUUGUUAUAAUAAUAUUCUACCUGAUAGAUAUCUACAGCCUACUAUAUCCUACUUUUUCACACUAUUUCUUAUAAAGUACAUGUAGUUGGCUACCAAAAUGGUCUUUGUUAACAUUGAGUGAUUUUAUCAACAGAUAAUCAAUAACUAGUAUUGAAGGGGUUGAAUGUAACAGAUGAAUUCGGUGGUAGUUUGUAUAUUUGACCAUUAGUGUGGUUCAAGUCUUUAAUUAUUCCAAAUUAAAAAGCUCAUUAGUAGUUUAUUAAAUUAACCCUGACAAAAAAGAACUGAUCAAAAAUUGAAUCAGUUGUCUAUCACUUCUGAUGUCUGUGUGACUGUGCAAUGAAUUCGCAGAUCGCUGUUGACAAAUAAUUGCUAGUCUGCGUGUGUAUUCUGUCUUCAUGCAAUCUUAUCGGAAUAUUUAUUACACAAAUGCAUCAAAAUGGUACUUUCUUCAUUUAUAUACAUGUAUUUACAUACUCUUUUUUCAUUCUAAAAGACAUAAGCUUGCAAUUUAGGGUGUUAAAUUGUUAGAGAACAUUGUACUUGUUUUAGUGAUUGUAAGACCUCAGUUUAGGGGUUGUGUACACUCCUUGUCUAUUUUGCAAAUUUUAAAAGUUCUGAAGCUAUAAAGUGUUCAAUAAAGGAAGUCCUUCCUUUUAUUUUCUUAAGUUAAAAUGUUAAUAAUUAUUAUGGAGGUCAAUUAAAUAUGUAUUUUGGUUGGUUAUAACAAGUUUAAAUAAUGGAUGCUUGAGAAAUCUACACGGUGGUUCCAUUAGGGUUAUAUGGUAAAGCUUUUAUCUUUAUACAAUUUGUAUUCAUUAUUUAACUUCAGUUGGAGAUUUUAUUGAAAUUAUUGAUUACUUUAUCGACAGAAAUGUAUUCUAGCAUAGUAUUAUUACAAAAUACACAUAGGCGUACAGGCUCGAUGACAGUUAGGGGGGAAGAAUCUGAAAUGCCCGAAAAAAUUUCAGGUUAUAAUAAUAUAGUCUAAUUAAGAUGACUGACUCAAAUUCCAAUUCCAAUCAACAAAUCAAUCGUGUCUGUGAAUACAGCAACUUCAACGUGGUCCAAUAUAGCCUACCUUUGGUGGCUGACUUGAAUCCCGAACAACCAAUCAGCCAUCUCGGGGUAUGGGGGCCUGGCCCUCCUGGAGAAAAUUUAACUAUCGCAAAUGCGUUUUUCUGCUUCUCUAGCCGUGAGUUAAAGUAGCUAAGUCUCUAACUCAAUAUCAUCCAAAAUCUUCAACAUUGAAAACACGAUUUAUUUGUCAAAUUAAAUCAACAUUCAUGUUGUGAUCUUACCGGAAAAAGAUGGGCUUUUGAUAUCCAAUAUUUAAAACAAAAUAAACAUUUUACCAUUGGUACACAAAUCGUGUACCAUAAUGCGCUUCAGCCCCAGUUGUAUCAAGAGACUCGAGGGACGAGGCUAGACACAUUGAACCAAAUUAAACGGCGUAUAUAGACUGGAAUAACCAGACGCUAGAAAUUUGCACUCGCUUGAGACUGCUGGCUUAUUUCGCCAAACAUAACUGAUUUGAAAUUGGAGUAAAAACGGAAACCAUUGAAUGUAAAUCAGUUUAUAUACAUUCAUAUUACAGUAUUAUAUGCGUUGCGACCCACUUUUGUCAAUUUCUAGGUCCCAAAUGUUAGCGAUUUAGCUCCUUUUAGCAACUCUUAACAUUAUCUAAUGUUUUUGUAACCGAAAUACCACUCUAUGCCGAUUUGAAUUCCAACCAUCCAAUCACAUUGUUGCAGCUGCAUUCACAAAUAAUAAUCGAUGCCCGAAAAAUGUCGCACAAAGUAGAGUGGCUCCAGACAAAUGCUUUAAUCCAUAGUCAAUUCAGUACAAAUUUGUGGUAUUUAAUUAAAAGAAAAGUAAAAUUAGUGUUUUAUUAGAUUCCGGGGACUUUAUUUUGCCAACUAGAUGAAAUAAUAAAAAUUUAUUUUUUCAUUUUACCUGUCUGCCCGAAAAGUCAGAUGGCCCGAAUGUUAGGGGAGCAGCUGCCCGCCCCCCCCCCCCCCCCCCCCUGCUCGUACGCCUAUGAAAAUACAUUUUCAUGAAUAACAUAUGAUUAAGAUGGUCUUUGUUAUAUUUACCUUUGUAUUAUUAUAGCAUAUUUGUCAUAUAUUAUAAACAAAACAUUGGCUAAAUUUACAAUAGGCAUACUUUAUGACUUACUAAAGGAUUCUGACAUAAACUUCUUUAAUGGAUGUAUAUUUUCACAUGAAAUUUAUAAAGAAUUUAAUAAAUUUGUGUUAAAUUUUUGAAUGAUAUAUUAUAUCAAUGCCCAUACUUCAUUCUGUUUGCAUCAAAAUUAAAUAGAGAUGUAUAUUUUAGGAAAAUAUGAAUAUUCUCUAUAUCAAUGUCAUCUUACUAUUCUUGGAAAUAAAACUAUAAGGUAUUUGACAAUAUAUUUAGUAACUUAUUUAUGGUCCAUUUAUGAUAUUCUAAGAAUUAGGUGUACAUAACACUAAAUGUAAACAAAGGCAAGUCUAGGUGUAAGGAAAAUGAAGGAUUCAUAUUUGACCAUAUCAAUGAAGCAAGAACAAAGCUCUGAAAAUAUACAAAAAGCUACAUUUUGGGAUCUUGCAUAAUUGGAUAGGCGCUGGGUUCUGCCAGAUGUCACUGUUGGACCCAUUUUACUGUCAUAGCUUUGAUAAGUAAGAUCAUUGUUUUAAUCAUUGUUACUUUGUUAGUUUCAUAUUCAAUGUAUAAUUUUGUAUGACAAAAAUCCUGAUGUCAAGGUAGAUAUUGUAAAUCAAAAUCAUUUUUAUCUUUUUAAUCAUUCAUUAAGUUCUUUUUUUUUUCAAAUUUUCGAAAUACAGAUCAGUGUACGACUUCCGAAUUUAUUGAUGUCACACAGAAGGUUGAAAACUCUGUAUUAUUAAUUUAAAUCAAAUGUUAUUUGUGCAGUUUUGUAGGAAUAGUAUGGAAAAUAUCUUGCUCAGCAUUACAAAGAAAAACGCCCAAUACAAGCUUGUCAAAUAUUUUGAGCAAGUGCUUGAACUUCAUAACAAAAACAAUAAGAAUCGAUCAGUCAUUAGGGAUAUCAUCAAUUAAUCAUUUAAUUAGUGAAUAACAUUAAGUAUUUUUGUGAAUUGGCAGAUGUAAUUAGAAUAUAUUUUUUAUAGUUACAACUGCAUUUAAUCAAAACAAAGCAGUUCUUCUCAUAUUCUCACUUGGAAGGAUCACAGAUAAAAUUUAACAACCAGUGGAAGAUUUCAGACAUAUUGUCUUGUGUAAUGUUUGAUGUUAUUUUACUGCUUGUUAAUAUGUAUUAUGUUUUCUGGCAAUGGGUAUUGUAAUGUAUAUAAUUAUAAUCUGUCAUCUGUUAUAACCCACUGUGAUUCUAUAGUGAAGUUAUCAUACAACACCUCAAUAAAUCAAUGCUAACUAA